Lonchura striata (white-rumped munia) is the source of this 3170-nucleotide messenger RNA. The record is from RefSeq and is a predicted model, not a curated record. NCBI's taxonomy places the organism in Eukaryota, Metazoa, Chordata, Aves, Passeriformes, Estrildidae.
GGAAUAAAAAAUCCCCAAAAUCUGGGAAAUAGGCUGGAGCGCUGCCGGGGGUGUGCCGGCAGCGAGCGCGCAUGUGAGCAGCGCCUCGCCCUCCCUUCCUGCGAGCAGCAUCCUCCGCCCGCCCUGCUGGAGGUGAUACAGGCGCAGCAUCCAUGGCCUGCCCCUAGCCGCGCUCCCCGCUCCUUCCUCCUCCUCAUCCUCCUCUCCUCCUCCUCCCGGCCGGGAAGAGCCGAGGCCGGGCGCUGCUGAGCGGGGCUCGCCCUCUCCUGCGUUUUUCCAGGCUCCCCGGCAAUUGAGGAAUGCGCUUCUGCCACCAUGAUGGAAGGACUGAAGAAACGCACCAGGAAGGCCUUUGGCAUACGCAGGAAAGAAAAGGACACGGAUUCCACAGGGUCACCGGACAGGGAUGGCAUCCAGCCCAGCCCUCAUGCCAAUGAUCCAACUUCCAAUAGCAAAGCCGAGGGCACGCGGGAAGGAGGAAAUAAAAACGGGAAGAAAACCAACGGAGCCCCAAAUGGAUUUUAUGCGGAGAUCGACUGGGACAGAUACAACUCACCCGAGCUGGAUGAGGAGGGAUACAGCAUCCGACCCGAGGAACCAGGAUAUAUCCUUUGGUUUUGGCUUUGCCUCUUGGGUUCCAGCCUGCAGCAGGAGCUGGGGUUCGCAGGCAGGCACUGGCUCUUCGCAUGUCAUUGUUGUUAUGUGGGGUGGGAGCACAAACCUGCUCCUCAUGGCUGCUCCUCUGGCCCCAGCAGGAAAGCCGGGGAGGAUCCCGCGGCGCUGGCCCCGCUCUUCGGGCCCCCGCUGGAGUCGGCCUUCGAGGAGCACAAGCUGGACGCUGCUCUGGACCAGCCUGAGAUAUGGGGGUCAGUCCAGCCCAUCAACACAAACGUCGAGUCCCCAAAACUUCCGAGACCUUUUCCAACUGGAACCCCGCCGCCGCUGCCCCCGAAGAACGUCCCGGCCACGCCGCCGCGCACCGGCUCCCCCCUGCCCCCGGCCAUCGGAGGGGACCAGGCAGCAGCAGAGCCCAAACGGGACAACCUCCCGUCCAUCAAUGACUUGGACAGCAUCUUUGGCCCCGUGCCGUCCCCUAAAUCUGCUGCUGCCACGGCGGAAGACAAGUGGGUCAAUUUUUCCGACCAAUCCCCGGAAAACGCAGCUCCGGAAUUGUCACCCCGGCCCAAGGCUCCGUCCCCGGCGGCGGGCGGCCCGGCCGAGCCUCCCCGCCCGCUGCCCUCGCCGCUGGUGCUGCAAGACGCUCCCAAGAAGCUUCCCGAGCAUCCCCACCUUCAGGAUGAUUCCGCCGAGCCCGUCGCCUCUCCCAAAGAUUUCGGGCCGGGUCAAAGAGCCACCCCGCCGCCCCCUCCGCCGCCCACCUACCGCGCGGUGGUCUCGUCCCCCGGACCGGCCAGCGGUUCCUCGUCCCCGGCUCGCCCCGGAACGCCGCUGGCCACCUGUGGCACCCCCCCGCCGCCGCCGCCCCGACCCCCGUCCCGGCCCAAGCUGCCCCCCGGCAAACCCGCCGUCAGCGAUGUGUCCAGGCCUUUUAGCCCUCCCAUCCACUCCUCCAGCCCUCCUCCGGUAGCACCUUUAGCCCGGGCCGAAAGUACUUCUUCCAUAUCUUCCACCAAUUCCCUGAGCGCAGCCACCACUCCCACCGUCGAGAAUGAGCAGCCUUCCCUCGUUUGGUUUGACAGAGGAAAGUUUUAUUUGACUUUCGAAGGCUCGUCACGGGGCCCCAGCCCCCUGACCAUGGGGGCACAGGACACCCUGCCCGUGGCCGCCGCCUUCACCGAGACCGUCAACGCCUACUUCAAAGGGGCUGACCCCAACAAUCUAAUUGUGGUGUCAGGGCACAGGUUGGAUUUGAUGAUGAUCUCAGAGGUCUCUUCCAACCUCGUGAUUCUGGGAUUGUGUGAUUGUGUGAUGUUCCUCUGGGGGUGGGAUGGAGUGCAGCUGUGUAGAACAGCUCUCCUGCCCAGGCAGGUUGUCCAAAAGGCUCCUUCUCCUCCGUGCAGUGACACCGUGCAGAGUGACUCCAACUCCAAGGAGUUCUGGGUCAACAUGCCAAAUCUGAUGACUCACCUAAAGAAGGUAUCGGAACAGAAACCUCAAGCCACCUAUUACAAUGUGGAUAUGCUCAAAUACCAGGUAUCUGCCCAGGGUAUUCAGUCUACUCCAUUAAACCUUGCAGUGAGCUGGCGGUGUGACCCUGCAAGCACUGACCUGCGCAUCGACUACAAAUACAAUACAGAGGCAAUGACCACGCCUGUAGCUCUAAACAACGUCCAGUUCCUCGUCCCCGUCGACGGAGGAGUAACCAAACUGCAAGCUGUGCUUCCUCCUGCUGUCUGGAAUGCCGAACAGCAAAGGAUAUUGUGGAAGAUCCCUGACAUCUCCCAGAAGUCAGAAAACGGAGGUGUGGGCUCGCUGCUGGCGCGCUUCCAGCUGGCCGAGGGGCCGAGCUCGCCGGCGCCGCUGGCCGUGCAGUUCACCAGCGAGGGCAGCACGCUGUCCAGCUGCGACAUCGAGCUGCUGGGCGCCGGCUACCGCUUCUCCCUCGUCAAGAAGAGGUUCGCCGCAGGUAAAUAUUUGGCGGAUAACUGAUGGAACCUUAUGCAAGUCCAUGGAAAACCCUAUGGAAAAUACCCAAGGACUGCUGUGCGUGGAACGGGUUUUAAUCUCAGUUUAAGGAAAAUGAACUAAAUCCUGCACUCGGGACAUUUCUCUUGGAAGUGUCGACAACUUUCAGCAUUUUUUUUUCCUUGGAAAACACCGUCUUGACCAGUCCUCCAGUAUUUCCUUCUAGGUGUAACAUUGUUAAUGGUUUUAAAAUGUAAUUAUUGUAUUUGUAAAUUGUACUCAUUCCAGUAAGGCUGUAAUUUUGGCAGUUAGACACUUGAGUUUUAGCAUUUUCCCAUUCAUGAAAUGGAUGUAAUUUAAACUGUGGUAUAUAAAUCUAAUCGUAGUACUGUUGAAUGGCACAAUGCUUACAGAGGUAGAUUGCAUUUUGUCAAUAUAUACGAUUUCAAUACGAUACUGGUAGCUGUUACGAAGGGGGUGCCUCAUCAAAAGAGAGUUCAGUAGGGCCCACAGGCUGAUUUAAUUUUCCCUCAGUCCUUAGUACGUCUCACAGCGAUCAAUAAAAAGCUCAGCCUUCAGGUUCA